Messenger RNA from Magnolia sinica, 776 nucleotides. RefSeq names its product bZIP transcription factor 1-A-like. The record is from RefSeq and is a predicted model, not a curated record. The transcript is spliced from 5 exons. Lineage: Eukaryota; Viridiplantae; Streptophyta; Magnoliopsida; Magnoliales; Magnoliaceae. The coding region runs from base 220 to 603 and encodes 127 amino acids.
UGACUCUGUUUUUGGUGAAAUGUUUUAUUUUUGUAUUAUUUUUGUCUGUUUCUAUAUCUAUCUAUACAUACAUACACACCUACCCAACUCAUGCCAUGCAUAAAUAUACACGAUACAGACACAUUUUGGUGAUGUGAUUUAUUUUUGUAUAAUUUGUCUAAUCUUCAGAAAAUUAGGACUGUCGAGCUCGAUGGGAAGACAAUCAAGCUGCAGAUUGGCAUGGAAAUGGAUGGUAAGUCAUCUGAAGGUAAGGAAAAGGGACCCAAGAAGAGAUCAAAAGGAAGUUUAGGCAGCUUGAAUAUGCUUAUGGGCAAGGAUAACAGUGAGCCGGUGGUGAUAGUGCAAGUGAAGGUUCCCGUGAAGGAAGUGCAUAUAUGGAAGUUUUCAACUUCAGUAAAAGAUGAGUGCAUAUAUGACUUUGACACACAACAGAAGGCAAGCGGUGGGAAAGAUUCUUUGGAAGCUGAGGCGUCUAAGAAUGGGAGUUCCAUCCGUGGUCCUCAGAAUGGUGUGGCUCGCAGUCCAUCACAAACAAUGUUGAAUCAAACAAUGCCUGUCAUGUCAAUGGCAACACUUGUGCAAGUUGCGUGCUUGUAUGGUUAAGCCUCCGUACGGAAUAAUUUACUGGCACUCUCAUGCGGAAAACUUCAUUCUUGUUUUGCUUUUCUAUAUAUGUUACUUGACUAUCAUAAGAUAACUAUAUGUACAAUUCUAGAGUUUGGGAUUUUAUGUUUGCCAGCAACAACUAGCAGUUUUGUAUCAUCUCAAGAUGUUGG